This is a messenger RNA of Verruconis gallopava, 736 nucleotides long. RefSeq lists its product as uncharacterized. The record is from RefSeq and is a predicted model, not a curated record. Gene Ontology annotation, cellular component: preribosome, large subunit precursor. The transcript is spliced from 3 exons. The coding region runs from base 129 to 539 and encodes 136 amino acids. Lineage: Eukaryota; Fungi; Ascomycota; Dothideomycetes; Venturiales; Sympoventuriaceae.
UUUUUUUUUUCUUCCUCUCGACAAGACUCGCUCGACCGCCGAUUAUUUCACGGUCAAUUUUCACGACCUUUGUACCACCUAACUUGCACGACGCCGCAAGCAAAGGCUCCUUGCAAAGAAGCUACAAGAUGGCCAAGGGAUUGCGAGCCAGUGUGAACAAACGCAACAAGAGCAAGCUUCGCUCGCGAGUUUUCGGUCCAGUCGAAGACGCACGCACAGAACGCCUUUCAGCCAAACUACUCGAACUCGCCCAGCAGCCAAAACCCGUGCGAAGCGAGAUGGAAGUCGACGGGUCCGAAGGGAAGGAGGAAUCCACAUCUGCAACCUCCGAGAGCAAGGCAGCAGCCGGAGAUGAAGAAGACAUGGACAUCGACGCUUCGACGGCCCCAAAGAUCAAACCGGCGCACUCGUCCUCGUCCAAAGACGCGAAGAAGGGCCGUCGCAAAGUGGAGAAGAGACGCCAUCGCAAGGAGAAGAACAACAUCACUUUCAAAAAAGUGAAGCCCAGGCGGACCAAGGACCGUAUUGGACGCGCAUGACCGAUAAUUGAGAGAAGAGACAAGAUCAGGAAACCCAAAAAAAAACACUUUUCUUCUGGCGGGCGUCAAAUUUUUUUCGGCGAGGCUUUUACUGAGUGUAUGAAAUGAUACCCAUACAUAUUGAGCAGCAAUCUUGCAUGGCGAGUUCGGGAAAUAUAUAAUGAACGAAUGAAGGUUUUCCAAACAUUUGAACCCCG